Exophiala aquamarina CBS 119918 is the source of this 1788-nucleotide messenger RNA. RefSeq lists its product as uncharacterized. Gene Ontology annotation, molecular function: dipeptidyl-peptidase activity. The coding region runs from base 1 to 1788 and encodes 595 amino acids. The record is from RefSeq and is a predicted model, not a curated record. NCBI's taxonomy places the organism in Eukaryota, Fungi, Ascomycota, Eurotiomycetes, Chaetothyriales, Herpotrichiellaceae. The transcript is spliced from 3 exons.
AUGCCUCUUGCUCUGAAGAACCUUCACCGUACUGACAGCACCAGCUUUGGCUAUCUGGUGGAAUUCGACGUCAAUGUGCCAUUGCGAACCGCCAAACCCAACACCACGGACGAUCCGCUUAUUCUCCGCGCAAAUGUUUAUCGUCCAAAAGCUGAAGGGCGGUAUCCCGUUCUUGUAACCUGCGGUCCCUACGGGAAGGACAUUCCAUACCAUCAAUUCCAUGAAGAGUCCUUUUCCCUUGUCAAUCCCAAGCAGAAAUCACCCCACUCGGCGUGGGAAGUGCCAGAUCCGGGAUAUUGGACUUCGCAAGGGUAUGCGGUCGUUCGAGCAGACGAGCGAGGCACUGGAAAUAGUCCCGGGAAGCUUGAUUCGCUGGGACCGACAGUGUGGGAUGGAUUUGCCGACUUGAUUGAGUGGGCUGCCGAUCAACCCUGGAGCAAUGGUAAGAUUGGACUUCUUGGGAUCAGCUACUAUGCGGCAAGCCAAUGGUCGGUGGCGGCUCGUCAACCGCGAGGAUUAUCAUGUAUGAUUCCAUGGGAAGGAAUGACCGACUACUACCGAGACCGCGCGAGACAUGGAGGGAUUAUGUCGAAUCGAUUUAUCCAAUACGUGUACAACAGACAAGUAGCAUCAAGUCAAUAUGGCUUGCCAGGCAAAGCGGAACGACAUUGGGGCCCAGACACUUUUGAAGGGAGCCUUCCGGCCGAAGAGCUCGCAGCGAAUCGAGCUGACCAGCACGAAGAUGCUGCCCGGUAUCGCUUCCGAGAUGAACCCUACUACCAAGAAAGAGAUUUCGAUCUCUCAAAAGUACAAGUACCUCUGCUGAGCGGCGUAAACUGGGGUGCUAUUCACUUGCAUCUCCGCGGUAGUGUGCUUGGAUAUCUCGGUGCGAGCUCGCAGUUCAAGUAUCUUUACUUCCUGACCGGUCGUCACGACUUGCCGUUCUUUUAUGACGAACAUGUCGAGCUGCAGCGAUCAUUCCUGGACGCGUGUCUCAAGGGGGAGGACCGAGAGGGAUGGUUGGUGCCUGGGAAGGUACCACCGGUGAAUUUGUGCGUUCGGCGUGGCAAUCCGGGCUACAGUAACCCCGGGGCUGAACGGCAGGUUUUCCCUCGAAGGAUGGAACAGGAGUGGCCGCUGGCUAGAACACAAUAUAUGGACUACCACUUACAAGGAGAUGGCAUCCUAGGCCUAGACAAGCCGGUGAAGGAAGCCCGGGUGGGUUGGGAAGCGCUUGACGCCGGAUCCAGUGCUCGUUUCAAGACAAAGCCGGCCGACAAGGAGACUGAAAUUACCGGUCAUCCAUGGGCUCGACUUUCGGUGGCAGCUAGUCCAUCUAAUGGCUCAACACCAUCCGAGAUUGAUUUGUUCCUCACUCUUCGACACUACGACUCCGUCAACCAGGAGAUCUUCUACACCGGCGCUACGGGAGAUGCAGUGCCUGUGGUUCGAGGCUGGCUGCGAGUUUCGCUGAGAAAGACCGCCAGUAGCUCUGGACCGCUAGGUGCAAUCAUGCCAGAACGGAAUUACUAUUCUACCGAGGUGCAGGAGGUGGUUCCUGGUGAGGUGUACACUGUUGACGUCGAGAUCUGGCCAACCAGCGUGGUUCUCUUGCCUGGCGAGACACUCGAACUUCAAGUCUCCGGCACGGACAGUGAUAAUGUCGGCAUCUUCGGACACGAUCAUCCAGAGGACAGACCCAAGGAGAAGCUCCUUGGGUAUAAUGAGCUUCACAUCGGUCCUCGGUACGAGAACUUUCUCAGACUCCCAAUCAUCCCAGAGAAAUAG